AUGGUGAUGAAGACUAUGAUUACAAUGUUGUUGGCGAUUAUCGUCAGUGGUGAAGUGAGUAUCCCCAAGGAGCCCGAGUUGAUGAUAUGGCCUCUUCCGAAGGCUAUUAUUAUCAACCCGAGAACUACCACUGAUAAUAUGGACCAUCAUCCUGCCACUGUCUACUCCUUCCACUUCGAGUAG
Messenger RNA from Perkinsus marinus ATCC 50983, 183 nucleotides. RefSeq lists its product as hypothetical. The transcript has 3 exons. The record is from RefSeq and is a predicted model, not a curated record. Lineage: Eukaryota; Perkinsozoa; Perkinsida; Perkinsidae. Bases 1 to 183 code for a protein of 60 amino acids.